CGAAGCCUCCCUGACAGAUGUGUUAUCUACUCACGAAUUGGAGGAAUCUGAAGCAUCCUCCGUAGGAAGAAUACCCCGCUUGAACGAGGACGUCCUGGUACUCAUCGUGUCCUACCUCUCAACGCGCGAUGCUCUCAACAUGUCUCUCACGUCUCACGACAACUAUCCCAUCGCAAGGCGGCACGCUUUCUCUGUCGUGACAAUGCAGAACAACGCGAUAAUUGUGCGAAUCUGCACAUACAUGCUCGAUGACAUUCCUGGUCGCCUACAUUGGGUCCGCGAGCUUAAAGUCUGCUUCAAUAGCAUGACCCACGACUUUCCCCCUGCCGUCGAAUCAUGCAACACCGCGGCACGCCUGCUUGUACCUCUCCUCGAGAACGCCAUCCAUCUCAAAUCUCUCCAGUUCCCAUACUCGGUCGACGUGUUGCUGCUAACGCAGCCCCGCAUUGCGCCCGCCCUCUCAGCAUUGCACCACUUACAGAUUCUGCAUUUAACAUUAUAUCCCGAUAGCGAGAGCAAGGCAGAAUUAUUCGCGAUACAGAGGGAGAUGCUGAGAGAGAUGCGUAGCAGGCCGGUAGAGCUGUCACUCUGGAUCCCGUCCUCCAGUGACCUCUCUUGCAUCCAAUAUAUCCAGACCAUCAAACGUCUCACUCUCGAGCGACUCAUGUUGCAUAACGAAGAGUAUCCAAAUUAUGCCCAAGGAUCACAACAUCUAUUGUCCUGGCCCACUGCUUCGAGUCUGACUCUGGAUAGUUGUGAACUCUCGAUGUCCGAGGCAGUCCGAGCUUUCCCCAAUCUGCGAGAACUACGGGUGGGGUAUCUAUCAUCAGGUUUGACUUCAACGAGCAGCGUAUGUUGGCCACAGAUGGACUACGUCAGGGGACCUCAAGUGCUCUUCGAGCAAUGGCCAUUCAGUUGCCAUGUUCACCAUCUCACGAUAACAUCGGCCCUCUACCUCGGGUCUCCUCACGACGCUACUGUGCUAAGCACGAUACGACAGACCUCGCCGAGAAUAUUAGCGCUCUCAGUUCCGGAAAAGCCUGAGCUGGUUGAUACUUUCUGGGCGAAGCUGGCAGGAAUUACGCGUCAAGUACACAGCCUAGAGAUCACGUUAAGCGAGGUGUAUCUCGUGUUUAAGAUGGCUCAACAACUGGGCAUACGUCUUGGUGUAUUGAGCAAUCUGGGCCGCCUAAUCCACGUCAAGCUGACAUAUUCAUAUCCGGUCAAUGUGACACCCGUCACUCCUGAUGGCGUAUCGAUCACCCCAAUGCUGGACAUUCAGAAUAACAUUCUAGAGCGGCUGCUGCAUGUGCUCAUCGAACAUACACAUUCCCUCCGAUAUGUGUCUAUUGAAUUUAUAGGUCAUUCCGGACCAUGCACGCCCAGUCGUGGUUCAUGGAGAAUUGUGCGCUCGGACAAGGAGCGGACUGUGGAGCGCAUUUCCCAGUACGAUGCAGAGCAAAUAAGGGAAAUAAUCAAUGCGCGCGAUUUCGACCCCGCCUCGUUCAUUUAA
This is a messenger RNA of Postia placenta MAD-698-R-SB12, 1513 nucleotides long. RefSeq lists its product as hypothetical. Lineage: Eukaryota; Fungi; Basidiomycota; Agaricomycetes; Polyporales; Adustoporiaceae. The transcript has 3 exons. The record is from RefSeq and is a predicted model, not a curated record. The coding region runs from base 140 to 1513 and encodes 457 amino acids.